UAGCUUAAUGACCGCCUUCAGUAAAUAUUGUAAAGUAACCUUCACAGUGAUAAUUAAGUGAACAGUUUCUUUAUAGUAUUAUAAAAUUACUUUUUAUUGGGUUUACUGUAAAAAGUUUGAACAAUAUUUGAAGAAUAUUUAUUCAGUAUAUAUUGAUUCAGGUCUUAAUUAGACUUUGAUUUGAAAUAGAUAGUACAAGAAGUAAUUUUGCUGUUUAACUAAAGAGCUAUAUAUGCAAGUGCAGACAAAUUUGGUAAAAUAACGGAGUGAAUAUUCAAGAACAUAAUUUUUUCAGUACUUGUACACAAAUGUUGUAAAGGAAUUACUAAUGAGACAAACAGAAAACUGUGUCAUGGUUGGUGAAAGUAUUGAAAGUGUAAAGGUGGCGGUCAGGGUUCGUCCCUUCAAUCAGAGGGAGAUUGACCGUCAAGCAAAACUUGUCAUCAAAAUGGAUGGGAAGAUGACUAUGAUAUAUAACCCGGAAGCUCCCAAUGAUGAUCCAAAGAAGUUUUCAUUCGACUAUUCAUACUGGUCACAUGAUGGGUUCCAUACAUCACCAGAUGGAACUACAGAACCAAAACCUGGAAGCACGUAUGCUAGUCAAAGGAUUGUGUUUGAAAACCUUGGGCAAGGAGUCCUCAACAAUGCAUUUGAAGGUUACAAUUGUUCAUUGUUUGCCUAUGGACAGACUGGAUCUGGGAAAUCUUACUCCAUGGUUGGAUAUGGUAAAAAUAAAGGUAUUGUGCCUAUUACCUGUGAUGAGCUGUUCAAGACCAUGGAAGCCAAUGAUGAUGCAAACAAACGAUAUGAGGUUAUGUUCUCCAUGCUGGAAAUAUACAACGAACAAGUGAGAGACCUUCUGUCCAAAGAUAAUCCCAAAGGUGGUCUUAGUGUGAGACAGAACCCUAAGUUAGGAAUGUUCUAUGUGGAAGGACUGAAGAAAGUACCUGUUGGGAGCUAUGCGGAAAUAGAGAAAAGAAUGGAACAAGGUACACAGUCAAGAACAGUAGCAUCAACAAAUAUGAAUGCCACGAGCAGUCGUGCUCAUACUGUGGUCACAAUUAUAUUUGACCAGAUCAUUAAGUCAGACAGUGGGGAAACAAAGAAAAGCUCUGUGAUGAAUUUAGUGGAUUUGGCAGGUUCUGAGAGAGCAGACAGUACAGGAGCUACAGGUGACAGGUUAAAGGAAGGUGCUAACAUUAAUAAGUCUCUCUCGGCUCUAGGAAACGUCAUAUCAGCAUUAGCGGACCUGUCAAUGGGAAAGAAGAAAGUUAUGGUGCCUUACAGGGACUCGGUCCUCACAAAAUUGCUACAGAAUGCCCUCGGUGGAAACAGUUAAACAAUAAUGAUAGCUGCAUUAUCACCGGCUGACAUUAACUAUGAUGAAACUCUAGGUACAUUAAGAUACGCUGACAGAGCUAAGAAGAUACAGAAUAAAGCUGUUAUUAAUGAAAACCCAAUGGACAAACUUAUACGACAACUUAAAGAAGAGAAUGAAAGAUUAAAGAAAGCAAUGGAGAGUGGAGGUGUUAUUGUGCAGAAUGCAGCUGGCAUGUCACCAGAAGAGAUUGAAAAAAUGCGUAAACAGAUGGAAGAAGAGAUUCGAGCUCAGUUAGUGGCAAACCAACAAAUGAUUGCAGAUGAGGAGACAGCAGAAAACUGGGACACAAAGUUAGCAGAAGCUCGAAGGGAAGCACAAGAAUUGGAUGCUGGAGGCAAAGGAAAUGCUGCACGUAAACAGAGAGAGAUACAUCUGGUCAACUUGAAUGAGGAUCCUAUGUUGUCCGGUGUUAUUGUUCACUUUUUAAAGGAAGGACAGACAAGGAUAGGCAGGAAAGAUGCCCAACAAUUGCCUGACAUAUGUCUCAGUGGUUUAAGUAUACUAAAGCAGCAUGCUGUUUUAACAUGUAACAAUGGAAUGGUGCAGCUGGAACCAGUGGCUGGGUCCGGCACAAAAACAAAAGUCAAUGGUGUAGUGGUAACUGGAAUGACAAAGCUCUCACAUAAAGACAGGCUUCUCUUUGGUUCAAACCAUCUUUAUGUUUUUAUGAACCCAAAGAACACUGAGACAACAGAAGAGUUACCUGCAGAAAUAACUUGGGAGUUUGCCCAGAAAGAGAUAGCACAAGUUAAAGGAUUUGCUACAGCCACAGGGGCUGGCUUGUCCAAAGACCAGCAGAUAGCACAAGAACAAGUCCUAGAAAUUUUACCAAUGGUGUCUGAAGUUAAUGCUGUUUCUGAAGAACUGAAUAAACAGAAGUCAUUUGAAGUUGUACUUAUAUCUGCAGCAGCUCAGGAGACAACCUAUGGUACUCAGAACAAUACAUCAGUAAUGGUGAAGAUGAAAAAUCUGCUCAAUGGUAAUACCUGGCUAUGGGAGCGGGGUAAAUUCAUGAACAGACGAUACCUUAUACAGGACUUAUACCAAAAGUUUUUGGAUGGUGAAGACAUUUCAAAAAUACCAAAAGAAGAGGAUCCAUUCUGGGAGCCGACAGAAGAUGUUUUGAUUGGUUCAGCCAAUGUUUUCUUGCAAUCACUCUCUUACGCACUCGACUUUGAUGACAAAAUAACAAUCACAGAUUACAAAGGCCAGGAGGAGGGAUUUAUUAAGGUGCACGUGACCCCAUGCCAAAAAGAUGGCAAACAGUUGGAGGAAGAUGCAUUUGUUGAUGAUCCACAUGAACUGUUGGAUAAACCAUAUCACUUUAAGGUGACAGUUCAGAGUGCUGAAAUUUACAAGACACGUUUUUCAAAAGGAAUACAAGUGAAAUAUCGUGUAUAUAAGGAUGAGAAAUUAACGGAGACAACACUAAUAAAAAAUACACUCAAACCAAAUAUAAAGCAUACAAAAGUAUUUACAUUCAGUAAAGUAACAAAGGAACAUUUGGAGUUUUUUGAAUCUGGAUGUAUAACAUUCCUAGUGUAUGGUACUCAAGAAGAUGCAACACCAGAUCCCAAACUGCUGAAAUAUUCAACACGAGAACUAAGACAAAUGGAUCUUGGAGAAGCACCAUCAAGUGUUGGCAUGGCACGACGUAACACACAUUUUGCCUUAGAUCAUGCCUCAGAUCAGUCACACCUGAAGACAGAAGUUUUGUUACUACAAAGGAAAUAUGAAAGACUGGCAGCUAAAGAAAGAAGGAUGCAGGACAUCUGUAAAGAAUGGGACAAGAAACCAGAGUCAGAGAAACAGUUUGAACCAUUUUAUCGAGCUGUAUCAGCUGUGGCACAUAGUACUGGAACACGCUUAAAGACACGUGUACAUCUCCUAAACCAGAUAUUGAAGGUGCAGCGUAGGGCAUCAGAGCAGUCGUUGCCAUCAUUAGCUAAGCCUAAAAUACCACCCAUUGAUAGUGCUCAUUCCAAAACACAACAAAACACUGUUCUACAAACACAGAAGCAAAUUCAGGACAAAAAUAUUUUGAAAGCAGAGAAAUAUCUACAAGAACGCAAGAACCAAGAAAAUGGACAAGAAAAGUCACAGGGGAAAAAUGGUCGCGCUGUUCGUUCUGCAGAAGGUGGGCGAAAGGAAGGCAGUUCAGCUUGUCUCCUUCAGUAGAUUGUUAAACAUCAUGCAGAGAAAUUAGUUUAAUCUAAAACUGGAAUACAAAGGAACCUAGGAAACUAAAGAAAUGUUCAAAACUUGUUCUUUAUAAUUCUAUAUCUCUUGAAAAAUAAAAUAGGAGUUACACAGUUAAUUGCGACUGUUCUGAA
Messenger RNA from Mercenaria mercenaria, 3714 nucleotides. Its product is annotated as kinesin-like protein KIF28. Gene Ontology annotation, cellular component: microtubule; kinesin complex. NCBI's taxonomy places the organism in Eukaryota, Metazoa, Mollusca, Bivalvia, Venerida, Veneridae. The record is from RefSeq and is a predicted model, not a curated record. Gene Ontology annotation, biological process: microtubule-based movement; cytoskeleton-dependent intracellular transport. Gene Ontology annotation, molecular function: ATP hydrolysis activity; microtubule binding; microtubule motor activity. The transcript has 27 exons.